This is a messenger RNA of Pecten maximus, 1773 nucleotides long. RefSeq names its product dye-decolorizing peroxidase YfeX-like. The transcript has 9 exons. Bases 112 to 1269 code for a protein of 385 amino acids. The record is from RefSeq and is a predicted model, not a curated record. NCBI's taxonomy places the organism in Eukaryota, Metazoa, Mollusca, Bivalvia, Pectinida, Pectinidae. Gene Ontology annotation, cellular component: cytosol. Gene Ontology annotation, molecular function: heme binding; peroxidase activity.
CAAGAUCACAUGACUGUUUUUACGGCCUAGAAGCUUCGUCGUUUUGAGUGUCGCUUCGGUUAAGACAGACGUAUUUUAUAAAUUUUGAAAGGGUUGGACAGAUUCUGAAACAUGGCGUCCAUGAGAGGAUCAGCUAGACUCUUCAAAACUCUUCGCCCAGCAUUCUCACAAGGUCAGCGUCGUCUGGCGAGUACCGGAAGUGGAGCAGGCGCAAAGUCAUGGCGCCCUCUGGUUCUCGGCGCAAUGACGGCGGGAGCUGGUGCUUUCGGAGUGUACAAGUAUGCUGAAAGUAAGAGGAGUGUGAUGAAGGACCUCCAGUCCAUCGCGCCCCAGCCAGUACACGCUGCCAGCCUUCCAGAGGCUCAGCCAUCGGUAUGGUCUGGAGGAAAGAACAACGCCAUGUACCUGUGGAUUCACCUCAAACCUAAUGCAAGCACCAAAGAAGUGGCCAAGGUCGCUGCCAAGUUACAGAAGUUUGUAGACCAAGUGGUUGACCCUAAAACCAAGGAUGAAGAUGAUGAACUUCUGGCCGGUGUUGGAUUCGGACCCAACUUUUACAAACAAGCCGGAGGAAAUGUUAAACAAGACUUCACAUUCGCCCACAGGAAGGGUUCCUUGGGAGACAUGCCUAGCUCAGGUGGUGACUUGUUCUUCCACGCCAAAUGCAACACACAAAGCAAGCUUUUUGAGCUAGCUCACCUGCUGAUGAGGAACAUGCCCGCCGGAAGCGUUGACCAGGCCGAAGAUAUCUACAGUUUCGUUUACAAGAACGGCCGUGACCUGUCCGGCUUCAUCGACGGAACAGAAAACCCGGCUGAUGACGAGUCUCGCCAAAACGUGGCGGUGGAACCAAGCACUGGUGGGAGUUACGUGAUAACACAGAAGUGGAUCCAUAACUUUAAUGUGAUCGACAGUGAGAAAGACAAGAACAUGGAAGCGUGGGUUGGCAGGUCCCGACCAGACAGUAUGGAGCUGAGCAGGAAGACCGUCACCUCCCAUGUGGCCAGAAUGACAGGAGGAAAUGCUUAUAAUCAGAAGAAGAAGUUCGAGAUGGUCCGACAGUCGAUGCCUUUCGGAACAGUAACAGGCGAGGCCGGUCUCUUUUUCAUUGGAUAUUGUGCGUCUCCAGACAAUUUGAAUUUCAUGAUCGAUCGCAUGGUUGGAGCUGGAGGCGAUGGCCACAGUGAUGACAUCAUGAGGCUGACGAAGAACGUGAAAGGGACAUACUGGUACUUCCCAGGGGUGGCUGAACUCAACAAGAUGGCAUAAUUAGGGCUUUCUCAAUGAUAUUGGGGGUUUUGUGAUCAAGCAUUUUUGUUGUAAGAAUUGAGAUAUGUAACGUGGAGAGAAAGAUGUGACGAUGAUGGACUGUUUUGGUUAUAUAAAAACUGCAUUUAUAUUACACUGCUGUAUGAUGUGUUAUGCAUUAAGAAAAGAACAUGACAAAAAUUACCACUUAAAGUUUCAUUGAACAAAAUGCGGAGAGCGUCAGUUUAUCUGGAACAGCUCAACUUGUAAAACUGAAACUGCCUCUGUGAUUUAUACUCCAGAUGUUUUACUGAUCAUGUUCCGAUUUAUGGAAACAAAGCAUUUAAUACAAACAUUCAUGUGAGGUAGGUGUGGUAUAGCAAUCAGAUUUCUAUAUUAAUAUAUAUAUAUAUAUUGCAAAACAUGCAUUAUGAAAGAAAUUGUUUUUUCUUCAUGAAACAUAUAAUUAUUUGAUACAAAUUCACAAAUUCUUUAAUGCAAUUAAAGUAUUUGGGGAGUAGAUUA